ACCACCGGCACCUUUUUUUCUUGAUUUGCGUCUCAACACUCACUAAUUUCGCACGGCUAGUAUCCACAAUCCUGUCGGCGACCUUUUUUUUUUUUUUUUCCCCUCCCCCUCUCCCUCCUCAGCAGGCCGAAGGCAACUCUUAACCCCGAAGAAGUUGGAAACCACGGAUUUUGUACUCCUCUAGGCUCCCUCCAGCAGGAGACAAUGGCAACCCUACAUCCGACCUGGCUCUGGUAACGUCUUCUCCCCGUUGCCUCCCUCGAGGUCUCGCUAUGGCGUCGUUGCACCCCCCCGCGCCCUCUCUUCGGCUUCUCAGAUUCCUCCGUCUCCAGUCCGAAAAUCUUAGUUAUUUCAGCCCCAACAGCGCCAGUGCCCCGGCACAGAUCGCCUGCAAGGCGCUUUGCGCUUUGCGCAGACAGCAGAGAGACCCCGCGACGAGGCCUUCCUCCGAUGUCGUCCUGAGGGCUGGCCUGCUCGACUUGGACUCGCUCCUGGGAACCCGCCCCGGCCUGCCGAGGUAUAUCCACCGGAAGCAUCUCAAUUAUUCCUACGCGACCGUCGGCGCGCGCCACGUCGCCUCCAACCAGACGCCGACGCCGUGCAAACCCACCUGGCGGGACAAGCUCCGGGUCCCCAAGACCGGCAAGGGCGCCAAACCGCUCGAGCCGGACGAUAUCCCAGAAGGAGAGGGGACCGGCGACAACAAUUCCAUGUUCAGCACCCGCCGUCAGCUUAGCCAGAAGGCGGCGCUCGAGCCGAGACUGCGGUGCACCGAGGUCGACGAGAACGGCGACGUCGUGCUAAUGGAUGGCGAGUUCAAGAAGAGCGAGCUUAUCGCAAAGUUCGGUCUCCUGCCUCGCGACCUGCGCAAGAUCGAUUCUUCCAAUCUGCCGCACAUCCUUGUCCGUCCGACCGCCAUCCUCCUCAACCUGCUGCACCUCAAGGUGCUAAUCAAAUACAACAGCGUCCUCUUGUUUGACGUAUACGGCUCCAAAGCCUCCUACCCCCAGUCCGCCUUCAUGUACGACCUACAGGGCAAGCUGCAGCAGAAGAACCAAAACAACGGGGGCUUGCCGUACGAGUUCCGCGCUCUCGAGGCCGUCCUCCAGUCCGUCACGCAGGAGAUGGAGGCCGAUUUCGAGGCCGUCCGCGACCCAGUCAUCCGCAUAUUAAGCGAGCUCGAGGACGACAUAGACCGGCACAAGCUGCGCAUCCUCCUCAUACUAUCCAAGCGAGUGAGCACUUUCGAGCAGAAGGCCAAGCUCGUCCGCGACGCCAUCGAGGAACUUCUCGAAGCCGACGACGAUCUGGCCGCCAUGUAUUUAACCGAGAAGACACGCGAUAUCGUCCGCCCCCUCGAUGACCACACCGAAGUGGAGAUGCUUCUCGAGUCCUAUCAUAAGCUUUGCGACGAGAUCGUCCAGGAGGCGCAGAAUCUAGUGUCGAGCAUUCGGAAUACCGAAGAAAUCAUCCGCGCGAUCCUGGACGCGAACCGCAACUCGCUCAUGCUGCUGGACCUCAAGUUCAGCGUCGGGACGCUGGGGCUGGCGAUGGGCACGUUCAUCGCGGGACUGUACGGCAUGAACCUCGAGAACUUCAUCGAGGAGACGACCUGGGGCUUCAGCGCCAUCACGGGCGCUUCGGUGCUCUUCUCGCUGCUCGUGUGCAGGUACGGCCUGCUGAAGCUGCGCAAGGUCCAGCGCGUCAAGAUGCAGGGCGAGACCAAAGGGCUCGACAACGAGUACCAUUGGUUCCACGACGAGGGCCAUGUCGGCCUGCUCGACCCGCGCAACCGUGAGAAGCUGAGGCGCCUCAACAUGCUGAAGCAAGACAAGAAGAAGAAGGGCUGGCUCGACUCGUCGCGAUAAGGAUGAGAAGAGUGUGUAUGUGCGCCAACGUGCGAUUCUACAAGACGAGGCGAGACGAGACGAGACGAGACGAGACACGCCCUUCGCGAGGACCAUGUUAUGUGCGUGUCGAAGAGACGGCGGGUUUCUCGGAUUUGACCCCCGGGCGUCACGGAGGGGACAGGAAAGGGGAGGGGGUUAUUAUAUGCAUUGCUUGGCGUUACGGCAAGGUCGGGCCUCUUCCCGGAAAAGCAAGGAAAAGAGCAAAAGGGGGGGACUGGUAACUAGUAUCUCGUCUCUGCGCCUCCGUCUCCGUCUCCGUCUAUCUCUCCCUUCUUCCUUUUUUUAUUUGUGCGUAUGUACGUGUAUUAGACAGGGAGGGGGCCCUUCUAGAAGAUAUUCUCUCAUCUCACAUAUAGACAGACUCUAGGGACAACGAGGCUGUGCCCGUUAUCGACCGCUAAGUCGGGUCGGGUUCGCAACUUGCCUAGCUUAGGUUAAUCGUUGCUACUCAUGUAAUGAUAUUGUUUCCUGUCGCCUGUACAGCAGGCAUGUACUACGUUGAUGUCGUGGAUGCUUGCUCCCCCCUCAGACUUUGGGAGGAGAUGGAAGUAAGAAGAAGCCGAGGGGUGACAUGGCAUAUAGAUGCUGUAUAGUUGUGUAUAUAUAGUAGAGAAAGACUUCUGAAUAGAAAUAUGUCUACAUA
This is a messenger RNA of Durotheca rogersii, 2553 nucleotides long. RefSeq names its product cora-domain-containing protein. The record is from RefSeq and is a predicted model, not a curated record. Bases 273 to 1868 code for a protein of 531 amino acids. The transcript is spliced from 3 exons. Gene Ontology annotation, biological process: mitochondrial magnesium ion transmembrane transport. Gene Ontology annotation, molecular function: magnesium ion transmembrane transporter activity. Gene Ontology annotation, cellular component: mitochondrial inner membrane. NCBI's taxonomy places the organism in Eukaryota, Fungi, Ascomycota, Sordariomycetes, Xylariales, Xylariaceae.